Molecule: messenger RNA, 1854 nt
Organism: Macrosiphum euphorbiae (potato aphid)
Lineage: Eukaryota; Metazoa; Arthropoda; Insecta; Hemiptera; Aphididae
Source: the annotation of a GenBank genome assembly
AUGAGUGUUGAAAACCUCAACAACCACCAGCCAUCGGCUGAUCAAACAGUUUUAAGUUCUUCAAGCAAAAAUAAAAGAUCAAUACUUUAUGAUAAAACAUUUCUUGUUGACAUUGUUGACAAUAUAGUCAGCUCAAAAGUGGAAAAGCUCAUCAAUUCAUAUGGAGGAAAAAUAAUUCAAUCAUUAGAGAAGAGUACUGAUUAUUUAAUAUCAGAUAUAAUACAAAAUGAAGGAGCAAAACAUAAUACCAGUUCAGAAACUAAUAAUUGUAUAAAAGAUAUUGAAGUAAAAAAUGGGCCAUCUUCCAAAUGUAAAAAUUCAGUUGAUCUCAUUAAUAAAGCAAAUAUUUUAAAUAUAAAAAUUUUAUCCGCUAAAAAGUUUCAACAUUGGCUCAAGUCUUUAUUGAAAAAGCACCGUACCAAAAAAAAACCCACUGAUCAAGUUGCAAGUGUACUAAGAGGAAAAGUUAGUUUAAAAAUAGAAUCAAUGGAUCAAAGUCAACGUCCUGUAUUUGAAUUUAUACCUAAGUGGCCAGAUUUAGGUGAUGCAUUGUGUAAGAAAAAAACAAAACAUUCGGCUGAACAUAAAUAUAAUGGAGAUAGAAGUGGUGAUGAUUACUCUUCAGAUCAGUACAGUACCUCAGAAAUUGGUGGAAUGUGUGAACUGUGUGACAUGCCAUUUAUGAAUUAUAAGGAGCAUAUAAAUACAAAAAAACAUAUGAGAGAAAGUCAAGAUGAACAUAGAUUUCAUGAAUUAGACGAAUUAAUUAAGGAGAGGCCUUUAAAUGUUAUAUUUAACCAAUUUAUACCCGAUAAGUCUGAUAAGAAAAUUAACAAAGAUCAAAACUCAGCUCAGAAAACACCUAAUCUUAAAAACUGCAUAGAAGACACAGUUAUUACAAUAAUUGAUUCCGAUUCAGAUAAUGCUGAACAAAAUAAUGGGCUUUGUUUGUUUGGUGGUAAAGCUCCAAUUGCUUUUAAAGAACAAGCAUCAGAAAGUUUAAAGAGAAAAUACCAAUAUUCUGACACCGAUAUUUCUUUUGUACCUCAAAAAAGACCUAGUAAGUUACAUUCACCAAUACAUGAUGAAAUUAAUUUUUAUAAAAAAACCAAACGGAAACAUAAAACACAUCAAAAGUCAUUGUGUAAGGAUAUAUAUAAAGUGGAAGUUGUAAAUAGCCAUCCAUCAAAUUCAAAUAAUGAUAAAAUUGCAUCCGAUAAACCACCAGUUAUAAUACGUAUCAAGAGAGUACAAAAUUCAAAAAACAUAUGUCCUUCAAGUGAUGUUGAAAGUCAUAUAACAAUAUCAUCAUCAUCAUCUUCAUCUUCAUCAUCAUCAGAUGAUGAUUAUGAUGAAGAUAUCAAUGUGAAAAAAAUACCAAAGGAGACUAUACCAGUUCAUAGAUAUAUACGUGUUGUCAGAAAACCAAGUUUUAGUAAUAAAACUGAAGUUACACCUACAAAAAGCUUCACAGAGAGUCAAAUAUUUACAUUUGAACAUCCUGAGUUACGUCGAAAUAUUUAUAAGAAUUGUUCUUACUAUCCUACCUACACCUGUAUCCCUGACACCAAGUCUAGUGUUGAAUACAUUCAGGAGAAGAUAGAAAAUUUAGGUAAUCCUAGCUUAAAAUGUACAUUGUCAUUUAAAGAUUCUUUAAAAGUCAUGUCUAAUAUGGAACCUAAAAAAAUUGGAGAAUGGUUUUAUAAUAUUCCCAAAAAAAUUCAGGAUAACUUAUCAUUCAAUUCCUCAUCAUUAGUUCCACUUACUGAGUUGUCAAAAAUUAACUCUUUUGUAGUCCCUAAACGGAAUGUUAACAAAAGUUCAUCAUCCUCCAGUUCUAUUGAAAUAUUGUAA